Colias croceus (clouded yellow) is the source of this 2654-nucleotide messenger RNA. RefSeq lists its product as uncharacterized. NCBI's taxonomy places the organism in Eukaryota, Metazoa, Arthropoda, Insecta, Lepidoptera, Pieridae. The record is from RefSeq and is a predicted model, not a curated record. The transcript has 4 exons. Bases 78 to 1691 code for a protein of 537 amino acids.
ACCCCAGUUAACAGGAACCAUGCUCUAACGGACAAGCAAACAAGUUUCAUAACUCAGGGGAAACUCUACGCUUAAACAUGGACUCUCCGAAAAUAGUAUACAAAUAUUAUUCAAAUCCCGCUUUUUGUUCACAAAGUGAAGUUGUAUUUGCACAGAAAUCAUGUAUGAAGAGAAUUAUAUCGCCAGAGAGACAGAGAGUACCACCUUUGGGAGCCAAUUCGCCACGGACGACUGAACUAAGCAACAGAAUUUUAAGAACAGAUAUAUCAGACAAUCCUUUAAGAAUGUCGCCAGCUGGAAGGCACAAAGAUGAACCGCCAGAAUUGCCGCCAAAACCACCAAAGUUCCAAACCAGGACUUUUCAAAGACAAUCUUCUUUAAUGUGCAAGCCAACACGUACCAUUAUUCGCUGUAGAACUAGAAGUGAAGAUCUUGAAAUGGCGCAAUUCAGGCAAAAACAACAAUCCAAGUACGAUAGAAACGCAGAAAGCGACGACGGGUUAGAAGAUUCUAGAACAAAGCAUCGAUACGAAGUAAUACGGGAUUAUGAUGAUACAGUCGACUAUUCCCCAACAAAGAAAAGGAUAGUGGAAGCAGAUGAAAGCGAAGUAGAAGAAUACAAUGUAGACGCACCAGACGACCACGAAUUGAAAGAAAUACCGACUGAAAUAGUUAAAACUGUCAACGGCAAGACACUAAGAUACGCUAUAGUCCCUUCAGACGACGAAGAACGAAACACACGAGUGACCUUCACAUCCCCAAUGAUGUCGCAAAAGCAUUUGAUAGCUACGCAAAAGCUACACGAGCUAUUAUCUACGCCUAGAAAACUAAAGAGCUACGCUAGCCAGCCAUCUGUGCGAAUGACGCCUAAUAAAUCCGAAAGUCCCAGAUAUCCUGAAACGCCAAUAAAAAUGACAUCUAGCACGCCUACACGUAGUGUGACUCCAUCUAAAUCCUGUGCAAACCUUUUAACGCGCAGUGCUACAUCCCCCAUCUCACCAAAAGCACAACAGAAGUUAAACUAUGGGUUACCAGAGUUUGAGAGGCAGGACGUGUUUGUUACCAGCUUUAGAGAUAAAAAGGAAAGGAGCUUUGAUAUGGAUAGACGGGAGGCGAGUAGAGAGAGUAGGAGAGUAACUCCGAAACGGGAUAAGACUACAGCUGUUAUAAUGCCUAGAGUAGCAACCCAAUCUCCAUCAGUAUACUCCGAAGAGACCUACAAAUCCUUCUCAAGCCUAAAAUCCGUGAGUGCUGCAACCGCUUCGCUGACCAUUGCUGCUCUGAUGCUGACGCUGUGCGGUGGACUGACUACUGGACUGAGCUUCUAUAUGAUGUAUAGCAUUGGCCGUCGAUAUUAUCUCGACUUCGGUGUGCUCUCCGGCUUCACUUGCUUUUUAUUGGGACUACUCGGUCUUCGAUCGAGAAGAAAUCAGUUAUUGCCCAAUAGAAAUUAUAUUUCCGGUUACAUCGUGCUUUCAACGUUUUCAUUACUGAGUGCGUUCGGCUUGCUGAUUCUACUUUCCAUACAGCCCCUGCCUGGUACAGCGCUCAAUGACAUUACUUCGGGAGCUGUGUGCAGCAUUAGUGUUUUAUCUUUAUGCUUGGCUACUGUGGGAAUAUUAGCGUCAUAUUGUUGUGCUAGAGAUCCACCAGAUAAUAGAGUAGGUGUAGGAACGGCGAGAUGGUACUGAAAUAUGAAAUUUCGCGGCAAAUUUAUGAGUGUGGACACAGCUUUACAAAUACAAAAAAAAUAAUUAUUCCAGAUGAUGAUGAAGGGGAAAUAAAUUGUUUUAUAAUUAUAAUCUUUUCAUUACUUUAAAACGACAAUAAUAUACUUAGUAUGGCAUAACAUAGAUAAAAUAUGGAAAUAAUUUAUAAUAAUUAAAUAUAGACAGUAUUGUAACAUUGGGUAGCAUGUUUGAGCUGUACAGCAUUAUUUAAAAAUAUUUCAUUGUAUUAAGUAAUACUUACAUUUUAUAAUCUUAGACCAAAAAAUUAUUUGUUAUACCAAAAACUGUAAUAAUAUAUUGUGUACCUACUUAGUUACUACUAAUUAUAAGUUACAAGUUAGAUAUUUUGUGGAUUUUAUUAUAAUAUAGGUACUUUACUUAGGUAAGAAAAAAAAGUUAAGGUACUUGUUUGUGUAGUUAAAUUACGAUUAAGGGCUGAUUUUUCAAUCUUUGGUUCAAACUUAUUCGUCGAAUACCUAACGUAUUAAAUAAACUACCAUUUCAAAAAUAUUUUCUUCUUGCCUUUAUUUGACAGUUUACCUAAAUAAUAGGUGACAUUUUAACAUUAUCGUGUAAUAAUUUAUUGGACGGGUAAGUUUUAACUAAGGAUAGAAAAAUUGGGCCUUAGUCAACAAUUAUUUAUUUAUGUCGAAUUACUGUUGAAAUUGGAACAUUUUGCAAGUAAAUGCAAAAUAAUAUUGAUACCUGUCUGCUAAGAUUAAUUAAUAAGUUUAAUCUCACGUCUGUAUUCAAUGAUCAAUCACUGUAAAUGUUUUAUUAAGUAAUUAUGUAGAUGUAAGUAUUUCUAUGUCGAAAUAAAUGAAAAAAAUUCCUACUGUAGCGGUCGUAUAGUAUAGUCGUAUAUACAGUAUACUUAUUCACUUUAUUUAUGGAAUUGUUAAUAAAAGUUUAUACCUACAAUUA